This is a messenger RNA of Rhagoletis zephyria (snowberry fruit fly), 1672 nucleotides long. Its product is annotated as neural/ectodermal development factor IMP-L2-like. The record is from RefSeq and is a predicted model, not a curated record. NCBI's taxonomy places the organism in Eukaryota, Metazoa, Arthropoda, Insecta, Diptera, Tephritidae.
GUAAAUUCAAUCAGUUCUGUUACAGUUUUCAGCUGUAAAACAUAACUUCUGAGAUUUAGAAGGUUACCAAAGUGUAUCUACAAGUUAAUAAAUAUCUGCUUCUUCGUUGAGCCUAAAGCAUUUCAAAGUAAAAAAUAAUAAAAUUUCAAUUGCAAUCGCGAAAAACGUGUGAUCGUUAAUGUUUCAAAAUUUGUUUGUUUAAUUGAGCGCAUUAUAUUUCCGCCAAUUGUUUGCCGUGCAAAAGACGUAAUCUGUAAUGUCCACUUUUUACUGUUGCAAGGCAAUCGAACGUGUCGUAUAUCGUGUGACUAAGUGUCAACAGGAACAACAACAAAAAAUCUAAUACUCUUAAAAAAAUUGUAACACAUACAAGAAAAAAGUGUGAAUCACAAGACCAACCUUGAGAGACUUACGAGAAACCACAGCAAGAUCGGCCAACGAGUUUAAUGAAAUCAUAAAACAAUCAAACAGCCAGCAAAAAAAAAAAACAAAAACUUUGUCAAAAACCUGCGCUAAUUUCAACGAAUAGGAAUUGAGAUAAUCCAGAGCCAUAAAUUGCUUAGACACCGCUGUACCACUAAAGCUUUCCCACCAAAGCACACACUCACGCAUCAGUUAUCCUGAAUUUUUUGUGAAAAAGCGACAUAACGAGUCCCAUCAACGGAUCCACAGCGUGCACAGGAACGGCAGCAAAAUUUCGUUAACAGCGCGAAUAUACUUUGCCAAAACGGAGUCCAUUCGGGGACCUAUGACAUCGCAAAGCUAUUUAUUGUUAUUACUGAAAAUCAAUUCAAAUCAACAAUCAAGAACUCAACAUAAUCUAGAGGUGAUAAAUUCAUUCAUAACAUAACACGAGCACAGUUAAUUUCGGAGUUUCGCAAGAUCAAGAAUAAUAAGAAAAGUGUGAACACGUACAAAUUAGCUGCUGACCGACAUUUGCCUGAGUGCCUGCCUACCUGACUCACUGUCUGUCUGCCGAAUACAAAAGAGGAGAAAGAAAAUAAAAGCGAUAUAAAGAGUGUGAGAGAAACCAAAUUUUUUGGUGCAAACAAAAGCGAAAAAGAGUUUUAUCCUGAACGCAAUCAGUGAAAUCAUCCUUGAAGAAAAUUUUUUGAAUUCUGCAAUCAUUCACCGAAGGAAAAAGAAAAAAAUUAAUACAAUGAAUAUACACAUGUUAUUAAUAGCACAGCUUGUGCUUUUUGCUGCCUGCAUUCAGAGCAGAGCCAUUGAUGAUGUUGACAAUUCCAUUGAGAAUGUUGGUGGUGGUGACGCUGGUGGUGAAACACAAGUGCACCAACAACGCACACCUUUCGAACAGGAUUGGAUUAAAUUUGCCAAGAAACCACCAACAAAACUGCUGCAAACCCUAGGCCAGCCCGUUGAGAUCGUCUGCGAAGUGAUGGGCUCACAAGUGCCCACCAUACAAUGGGUUGUGGGACAUUUGCCGCUGUCUGAGGUGAGUUGUGUGAACCGAAAUAGCGAGCUUGCUUUACUCUGGAUGCCGGGCAACACGGGGGUGCCUGGAAAUGUGACAUCUGACCCUUUGGCCAGAGAUGACUUAGACCAGGCAUUCCUCGAUCCGCAACCAGUUAUAGCACUCCCCACUUUGACCAUCGAAGCCACAAUCAUAAACUGGGUGGAUAUUUUGCUCAGCAAUGACUGGGAGCCCUAG